AUGGAUCAGUGUGAGGACAGAGAGGAGGGAGACCCUCCCUCUGAAACCACUCUGUGUGAGGAACAUGACGGCCAGACCAAAGCUCAGAGGAAGCUGGAAAAACCUGAACCCAGCUGUGUAUCCAUGAAGAGUGACAGGUCUAUGCAUCAACCUAUAUUCUUCAAAGAUGAACGCCACCCUGUUGAUCAAAGGAGGAAGUUGGAAAAACCUGAACCCAGCUGUGUAUCCAUGAAGAGUGACCGGUCUAUGCAUCAACCUUUAUUCUUCAAAGAUGAACGCCACUCUGUUGAUCAAAGAGUGGACCAGGAGAACUCAGAGGUUCCCGGUGGUCACUCUGCCCAGCAGCAUCAAACACUGGACUCCAUAUUUGUGCUGCUGGAGAAAAAUAUCAUCAUUUUUGUGAAGAAUGAGCUAAAGAAGAUCCAUAAGGUUCUGAGCUCAGAUUAUACAGAAUGCUUAGAGGACCAGUGGGAGGAUGAGGAGGUGUUGGAGGGUGAGGAUGAGGAGCAGAGGAGGAGAAGCAGAGAGGAGUUUCUGAAGAUCACACUUCACUUCUUGAAAAGAAUGAAGCAGGAGGAGCUGGCUGAAUGUCUGCAGAGCAGAACUCGUGCUGCAGUGUGCCGACGUAAACUGAAGUCCAACCUGAAGAAGAAGUUCCAGUGUGUGUUUGAGGGGAUCUCUAAAGCAGGAAACCCGACCCUUCUGAAUCAGAUCUACACAGAGCUCUACAUCACAGAGGGAGGGACUGCAGAGGUCAAUGAUGAACAUGAGGUCAGACAGAUUGAAACAGCAUCCAGGAAACAGGACAGACCAGAAACAACAAUCAGACAAGAAGACAUCUUUAAAGCCUCACCUGGAAGAGAUAAACCAAUCAGAACAGUGCUGACAAAGGGAGUGGCUGGCAUUGGGAAAACAGUCUUAACACAGAAGUUGACUCUGGACUGGGCUGAAGACAAAACCAACCAGGACAUAAUGUUCACAUUUCCAUUCACUUUCAGAGAGCUGAAUGUGUUGAAAGAGAAAAAGUUCAGCUUAAUGGAACUUGUUCGUCACUUCUUUACUGAAACCAAAGAAGCAGGAAUCUGCAGGUUUGAGAAGUUCCCCGUUGUGUUCAUCUUUGAUGGUCUGGACGAGUGUCGACUUCCUCUGGACUUCCACAACACUGAGAUCCUGACUGAUGUCACAGAGUCCACCUCAGUGGAUGUGCUGCUGACAAACCUCAUCAGGGGGAAACUGCUUCCCUCUGCUCGCCUCUGGAUAACCACAAGACCUGCAGCAGCCAAUCAGAUCCCUGCUGACUGUGUUGACAUGGUGACAGAGGUCAGAGGGUUCACUGACCCACAGAAGGAGGAGUACUUCAGGAAGAGAUUCAGAGAUGAGCAGCAAGCAAACAGAAUCAUCUCCCACAUCAAGACAUCCCGAAGCCUCUACAUCAUGUGCCACAUCCCAGUCUUCUGCUGGAUCUCUGCUACAGUUCUGGAUCUGUUGAAAACCAGAGAGGGAGGAGAGCUGCCCAAGACCCUGACUGAGAUGUACAUCCACUUCCUGGUGGUUCAGUCCAAAGUGAAGAACAUCAAGUAUGAUGAAAGAGCUGAGACAGAUCCACACUGGAGUCCAGAGAACAGGAAGAUGAUUGAGUCUCUGGGAAAACUGGCUUUUGAUCAGCUGCAGAAAGGAAACCUGAUCUUCUAUGACUCAGACCUGACAGAGUGUGGCUUCGAUAUCAGAGCAGCCUCAGUGUACUCAGGAGUGUUCACACAGGUCUUUAGAGAGGAGAGAGGACUGUACCAGGACAGGGUGUUCUGCUUCGUCCAUCUGAGUGUUCAGGAGUUUCUUGCUGCUCUUCAUGUCCAUCUGACCUUCAUCAACUCUGGAGUCAAUCUGAUGGAAGAAGAACAAACAAUCUUCCACUGGUUGAUCCUACUACUAAGCAAACCUGAACCAACACGUCUCUACCAGAGUGCUGUGGACAAGGCCUUACAGAGUCCAAAUGGACACCUGGACUUGUUCCUCCGCUUCCUCCUGGGUCUUUCUCUGGAGACCAAUCAGACUCUCCUCAGAGGUCUGCUGACACAAACAGGAAGUAGCUCACAGACCAAUCAGGAAACAGUCAAAUACAUCAAGAAGAAGAUCAGUGAGGAUCUGUCUCCAGAGAGAAGCAUCAACCUGUUCCACUGUCUGAAUGAACUGAAUGAUUGUUCUCUAGAGGAGGAGAUCCAACAGUCCCUGAGAUCAGGACGUCUCUCCAAAGAUAAACUGUCUCCUGCUCAGUGGUCAGCUCUGGUCUUCAUCUUACUGUCAUCAGAAACAGAUCUGGACGUCUUUGACCUGAAGAAAUACUCUGCUUCAGAGGAGGCUCUUCUGAGGCUGCUGCCAGUGGUCAAAGCCUCCAACAAAGCUCUGUAGGUGCUCACAUCACUAUCCAGAUUAAAUGUAGUUUCCAGUGUUCAUAUUUGUUCUCUCAUGUUUUGCUGAUUCCUCUCCAGGCUGAGUGGCUGUAACCUCUCAGAGAGAAGCUGUGAAGCUCUGUCCUCAGUCAUCAGCUCCCAGUCCUCUAGUCUGAGACACCUGGACCUGAGUAACAACAAGCUGCAGGAUUCAGGAGUGAAGUGUAUUUCUGCUGGACUGAAGAGUCCAAACUGCAGACUGGAAACUAUCAGGAUGGACCAUGGUGGACUGCAGUGGUUGAGACCUGGUCUGAGGAAGUAUGUCUGUGAACUGGAACUGGACACAAACACAGUAAACAGAAACCUCAAACUGUCUGACAACAACAGGAAGGUGACAUGUGUGGAGAAGGAUCAGUCAUAUCCUGAUCAUCCAGACAGAUUUGACGACUGGUAUCAGCUGCUGUGUAGAACUGGUCUGACUGGUCGCUGUUACUGGGAGGUUGAGUGGAGAGGAAAGGUUGAGAUAUCAGUGAGUUACAGAGGAAUCAGGAGGAGAGGAAACAGUAAAGACUGUAGGUUUGGAUACAAUAAUCAGUCCUGGAGUCUGAUGUGCUGUCACAGUGGUAGCAGUGUCUACCACAAUAACAGUAAAACAGUCCUCUCCUCCUCCUCCUCCUCUGGUAGAGUAGCAGUGUAUGUGGACUGUCCUGCUGGCACUCUGUCCUUCUACAGAGUCUCCUCUGACACACUGAUCCACCUCCACACCUUCAACACCACAUUCACUGAACCUCUUUAUCCUGGGUUUGGGCUCAGUUCAACUGGUUCCUCAGUGUCUCUGUGUCCUCUGCAGGUCUGAGAGUCUCUCCUGUGGACAGAAACUCAGAAGAUCAGCUGCCAGAAUACACUAAUAUGGGGUUACUUUUGUGUCUUUGUUAUUAUUAAUAAAAUUAUUAUAUGUUUAAUUGCAAAACGUUCCACACUUAAAUCUUUAAAGUUUCGUUUGCAAAUCUAAAAUUUGUGCUUUUUGUUUAAACUUUUGGACUCUAAAGCAAACCAAUUUUUUUCUCCGAAUGACAUUCAUACAUCAUAAUCACAAAUGUAUUUUACUUUCAAUUAAACAUUUUAAUUUCGGUGUUGAGAGUUUUGCAAUCAAAGCCGUUCUAUUUGGCUGCAUAAUAAAGACA
Centropristis striata (black sea bass) is the source of this 3571-nucleotide messenger RNA. Its product is annotated as NACHT, LRR and PYD domains-containing protein 4E-like. The record is from RefSeq and is a predicted model, not a curated record. The transcript is spliced from 8 exons. Gene Ontology annotation, molecular function: protein binding. NCBI's taxonomy places the organism in Eukaryota, Metazoa, Chordata, Actinopteri, Perciformes, Serranidae.